GGAGGCGGCGAGGCGCUCCGGAGGAGGCCAGCGCGUCGCGGGGGCGAGCGGCGGGGGCCGGCGGGAGAUCACACUCCAUAUUCACAACUAGAAGGAAAAGGAAGAAUUUCCUGACUCUCUGAAUUUCAAGGAUGUCAUUAUGUUGUAUUGGAUGAAUUUAAACUAGACAAGACUUCUUUUUGAAACACUUCAAGAAAGUGAGUGUGCCUGAGGGGAGAGGAACACAAGAGAGGAGAGACAAUUGAACAUCGCCAUUGGCCGAGACCUGAAAAAAUGUUGCUGGAUGAACACAGGAUUAGAACUUAAUUGUAAAAGAGAAAGAAAAUCUUGAGAGGCGAUUUGCUUCAUUUUCGCAUUCAUCAUGGCACAAAUCCUCUGGCUGGCUGGUUGAUGGAACUGUCCAACGCUUCCUAUUUAGGUUCAGUGCAGAUCCCUUCUGCGUACAGAUCGAAAGACCUGGGAUCAGGUGGUAACUGGAUGGUGCCAAAUAUGGAAAUGGAAAGAGAAAUGGACUCUGAUGAGCUAAGAUGGAAGUGACUUGACAGCAACAAGCUCAGCAGUUGUCUCCAGUAAGGACAGGUUGAGACGGGAAUCUCAAGCUUCGCUGGGAGAGCAGUAUGCAGGAAGCUGGUUUUCAGGCCACAAAUGCUUUCACAGAGUGCAAAUUCACCUGCGCCAGUGGUAAAUGCUUGUAUCUUGGUUCAUUGAUUUGUAACCAACAGAAUGACUGUGGGGAUAACAGUGAUGAAGAGAACUGCCUGCUUGUAACAGAGCAUCCACCUCCAGGCAUCUUUAGCUCUGAACUGGAGUUUGUUCAAAUCAUCAUUAUAAUCGUGGUUAUAACUGUUAUGGUGGUAGUGAUCAUCUGCUUGUUGAACCAUUACAAACUCUCGACACGCUCCUUUAUCAACCGACAGAGCCAAAGCAGAAGACAGGAAGAAACUUUGCAGACGGAAGGGUGCUUGUGGCCUUCAGAAAGCUCGGUUUCGCGCCAGGGUGCUUCAGAGAUCAUGUAUGCUCCAAGGUCCAGGGACAGGUUUACCACCCCAUCUUUUAUGCAGCGGGACCGUUUCAGUCGCUUCCAACCCACUUACCCUUAUAUGCAGCAUGAGAUUGACCUCCCUCCAACCAUCUCCCUCUCUGAUGGGGAAGAACCUCCGCCGUACCAAGGCCCAUGCACCCUGCAGCUCCGGGACCCAGAACAGCAGAUGGAGCUCAACCGGGAAUCCGUCAGGGCACCACCCAACCGAACCAUUUUUGAUAGCGACUUGAUAGACAUCUCGAUGUACAAUGGGGGCCCCUGCCCACCAAGCAGCAAUUCGGGCAUAAGUGCAACCAACUAUAGCAGUAAUGGAAGGAUGGAAGGACCACCCCCGACGUACAGCGAGGUCAUGGGGCAUUACCCAGGCUCCUCUUUUUUCCAUCACCAGCACAGCAACGUGCCUCCUUCCUCGCAGAGGGGGAGCAGACUUCAGUUUCAGCAGAACAAUUCAGAGAGCACAAUAGUCCCCAGCAAAGGCCAAGACCGGAAACCAGGAAACCUGGUCUAAAGUUACUCGCCCAGGUGCAUUUGAACUGAAGACAGGAGAUCCAAGCAGAGUGAUGGAGGAAGACUCCCAUGCUCCGGUGCACAAUGUUGUUACGUUUCACGUGGUACAACUUAGUAAAACCAAACGUGCAAACCAGUUCUUUGUUUCUGAUUCCUUUCAGGGGAAUUGCAUGCAAAGCAGAUUGAAAGAAAUACAAACUUCCAUUCAGUUUGUCUAUGAGCAGUGUUUCAGGGGAGAGGGGGUAUAUAUUAUUUUUUUUUAAUAAACUAUUUCAAUUAUUUAAUUCUAAAAGUUAACUUAGCACAGAAACGAAGGCUUGUACAGCCUGUUUUAUACUCACUGAAUGGCGGAAGGAAGAAGGUGGUUUUGCUAGAUAUAUGGGGGAAGAAUUGGCCAGUUUGCUUUUUUUUUUUUCUCCCAGGGUGUGGAUUUUUUUAAUAUGAAACAAAAUUCCUGUUCUGUGUGCCAAGGUAUAAAGUUGAGAACUUAGAUGAAUGCAAGGAAUUAAUUUGUGUUGUGAUAAAUGUGUUUUAAAAGGUUGCACUAUCUUAAUGUUUUAAAAAAAUAUAUUAUGAGGGAACUGUUUUAUGUGAAGUUCUUCUAUAUGUUGUCUUUUCACCUGUGGAAUAAUGAUAGAGCUCCAGAAGUAAUCUGGAGGAGUUUCCCCCCCAUCCCCGGGUUUGCUAGAAAGUGGGGACAGGACUUAGCCUAACAUCUCUUGACUUUUACAAAUCAAGAAAUACAGGGACAGUUGUCUUUGCAAUAAUUUGCAUUCAAAUAACAGUGCAUCAGUGAAGUGUCUUGGAAACUUUUGGAUGGAAGAAGGCAAAUAUGAAAUCCCAGCAUUUUUCAUCACUUAAGGUUUAGCUAUUUUGCAGUGUAGACUAUUUGUUUUGUAAAUGGCAAAACAAAAAAUCCCAGAUGUGUUAACUUGUAUUGAUUCUAACUAAGUGCUGCCAUUCUAUUCCUUUUCAUAAUGCAGUAUCGCCAGUACUUAACUGUUUUAGAGAUUUUUGUCCUCACUGUAGCCUGAAAUGUAUUUAGUUACAUAUCAUGACAUUAUGCAAUAAAUUGUUUGAAAAUGCAGGGUAGGUUUUUUCCCCUGCAAUCCUGUUAAAA
Neopelma chrysocephalum (saffron-crested tyrant-manakin) is the source of this 2669-nucleotide messenger RNA. RefSeq names its product low density lipoprotein receptor class A domain containing 4 (gene LDLRAD4). Lineage: Eukaryota; Metazoa; Chordata; Aves; Passeriformes; Pipridae. Gene Ontology annotation, biological process: negative regulation of transforming growth factor beta receptor signaling pathway. The coding region runs from base 618 to 1550 and encodes 310 amino acids. Gene Ontology annotation, molecular function: R-SMAD binding. The transcript is spliced from 7 exons. The record is from RefSeq and is a predicted model, not a curated record. Gene Ontology annotation, cellular component: early endosome membrane; Golgi membrane.